GCAAAUAUUCAAAAUUGCGAUUAAAAGCAGAUUCGCUUGCUGGGAGUUAAUCAUUUUGAACAAAACUAGCAGCGAACUACACGCUACACCAAUAAACCAUGAGCUCACAGAGACGUUUUCGUAUUGGUCAAUGGCUUCCUCCCGACAGGAGAAUCAUUGACCAAUGGGUUGCAGGUGUCAUCAAAGAGUGCCAAAGCGGUAAAUACAAAGAAAAGUUAGACAUGCUAAUGGCUCUUCAUCCACCAGCUCACGAUGAAGACAAAGCCCUUGCUGGACUUCCACUUGCAGAUACUAGAGCCAAAUAUACAGAUAAAGAUCUCUGUCUUCACAAACCAGUUGACGAUUUGAAGAAUGCCAUUCUCACCGACCCCGAGAUCAACAUGUUUUUCCAUCAGAUGUUCUGGCAACAGUAUCAUCUCCCUGGUGAUACGUCAGAAGGAACAAAAAUUCCGUCCUGGCAGUUGAUGAUAAUAAUAAUCGACUACAUCAUGACAAUAGCUCCUAAGUUCAACAAGACUGGAUUGGUUGGCUUCCCCAUCAAUGUCAUCUUGAACUGGCCCAUGGCUACCACCGCUGGAUUUGCUGCCUUCCUGAACGACAAGGUCAACAGGUUGUUCAAGAAUAUUCUCAAUUAUUGGGCGAAUUUUCUGUCCAGUCCAGAUUCCUGCUAUGUUUUGAGUGACGAUCCUCGACAUGGUUGGUUUGGUGAGGAUGCAAUGGAAGCAAUGCCAAACUUUGUUGAGGAGUUUAAAUGCGAUCCAGAUGCCCCUCAUUAUGGUUACAAGUCAUGGGAUGAUUUUUUCACCAGAGAGUUUCGCCCUGGAAUUCGCCCAGUAGAAUGUCCUGACGAUGAUUACAUUGUUGCCAACGCCUGUGAGUCGGCGCCUUACCAGAUAGCUACAUGCGUCAAAAAGAGGGACUACUUUUGGAUUAAGAGGCAACUGUACUCCUUAGACUUCAUGCUGAACAUGAAUCACCUGGCCUUGCAAUUUCAUGGCGGGACCGUCUACCAAGCGUUUCUCAGCGCCACCAGCUAUCACCGAUGGCACAGCCCAGUAUCGGGUACCAUCUUCAAGACAGAACUUGUUGAUGGCUCUUACUACUCGCAGACCUAUAACAUUAAGGACGACCCCGCAUCGCCCAACAUGUCUCAAGGAUACCUGGCCCAGGUAGCUGCCCGAGGGAUAAUCUACAUUUUGGCUGAUAAUCCUGAUAUUGGAUUGAUGUGUUUCGUAGCAAUCGGUAUGUCAGAAGUGUCUUCCAACGAUAUCACUGUUAAAGAGGGAGAAAAAGUCAAGAAAGGAGACCAGCUCGGUAUGUUCCACUUUGGUGGUUCCACCCACUGCCUGAUUUUCCGACCUGAAGUGAAAAUUGAGUUUGAUACUCGUGGUCAAACACCAGGUCUGGAUACCGACAAUAUUCCAGUAAGGGCCAAAAUUGCGACUGUUCAUCGCCAAACUGAGAAGAGCGGUGAAUCUGACUAAUCUGAAGAACAUUGAACUGAGAGUAUUCUGAAGAACAUUGAACUGUGAUUUCAUAUGCGUGUUGACAUUUGAGUUAUUUUUACUUAUGUUGAUCUUAAUCCCACUGGUCUUCUGGAAAAUUAAAGCGGCCACAUUAGACCUUUAAAAGCUGUUAAGGCAAUAAUUUUUUUCGCAUCAUUUAUCCAAUUUCUUUGGUAGUUUUAAACAUAAUCGGGGUUUUGAGUGCACGCAGUGCAGCCAACCGAGUAUUUUAAUCCUUAAGAUUUUGCCCGAAAAUUGACUACAAUUGUUUCACAGUGAAGGGUUAGAAAUGAGACAAUUGAGAAAUAAUCUUAGUUCAUAGUCUGCAGCAUUGACAUAAACUCUUAGCUCACUACUUUGUUGCAAGCAGGAGGGAAAACUCUAGCCCAACGGGCUUUGGGUUUGCCGGAAUUUUUCCGUUUAUCUUUGAGCAGUCUUUUAUGCAGAUUUAUAUUACUUUAGUUAUUUGCUUAUCUAUGUUGUCUAAAACAUCCUCUUUGUGAGUUGAAAGGAAGUAUGCACGCCCUAACUAUAAAGCCGAAACCGACAAUUUCAAAGUGUGAUCAUGCGUGAAGAACAGGAUGAAGAGACUGAUAUAUUGCAGAUUUUAUGUUAAAACUUGCAAUAUGCCGACUUUCCAGUUCAGUAAUUAAAAGUAAGCUUGCGUGUUAUGUGGAAAUAAAGACUUUUGUCUUUAAUAACUUAUUGGGCUGUCUGAUCCCGUGUACUCGAUUUAUUUGUGGAUGAUUUAAAAUUUUAGCAAAGAAAUCUCCAUUCAGUUUUGUGCAGUCAUGUGCACUUAAACAGGAAGGGUAAUCCCAGGGGUGGGGGGUACUGCCAUAGAUGGGCUAUAUAAGUAUGUGCCGCUGCGAAGGGUAUGGUUUUCAAGCAGUUUGCUCUAGGAUAGGGGAUAUAAAUCAGAGCGUUUGGGUCUAGAAAAGGGUAUCAUUUUUCAGGAAACUGAUCAGUUGGUUAAAGAUUUUAUCUAGACUAGGGAUUGUGGUAUAAGGUUUUGUUUUGGCUAGACUGUGCUAGUGACCUCAGUAGUUUCUGGAAAAACAGCCACUCUAGGAUAGGGGGAACUUGGAGAGUUUACUCUAGUAUAGGGUAGCAAAAUUCAGCUGAACUAGUUCUAGCAUACGUUAAGGGUUCCUGGGUCCCAGCGGCACAUCCUCACCCAGAAAUUCCUAAAGUACCACCUCCGGGGGGUAAUCUAAACUAGCUUAAACUUGAUCAUGUUCAAAAUUUGCUUCCUGCUAACCAUUCACCUUUGAACCUUAUAUCCGUUUGAUACAAUUAUUGAUUCAUUAAGAGUCACGGUUAUACUUAGUUUAGUUUCAUUCAAUACGAGUGCAUCAAUGUCAUCAACCACUAGGUUUCUUCUGUAGUUCGGCCGUGACUAGAAAACAAAUUAAAGUAAUUUACCAUACGACACCAAUAUAUUACUGAGAAAAUAAAAAAGAGUAAUCUUUAUAACCUCAAAGGUAUUUAAAAGACAGUCAUCAAAUCCCAAAAAGUAGAUUAGUCUUAGAUUAAUGCCACUUAAAUUUGCUUUUUUAAUUUCUAGAUUCCCUUUUUUCAUUGCUGGAUGUAUCUUGCAAACCAAAAAAACCUCUCUAGCCAAACCAAUCAUUUUUUUUUUCUUUAAGUAUAUUUUUAUAGGCUUCGGGUAAAGAGAAAAUAGCUUGAGAUCGUGUUGAUAUCAGCGUGUGUUAUAAUAAUGCACGUCGUUUGAUAGAUUAUUUGGUCGAACUUAUUUUUUCUCGUCCACGUUGUACAUCAUGAUGGACAAUUGCCGCAUUCUCACGGUAAAUUGUAAUGUACGUAUAUCCACAGAACGAACUUCACAACUUUGUAUUGUUAUUAUUUGGCAAGCUUUGAUUUGUAUUUCGCGAGAGUUUUGUCAUAAAAUGCUAUCUCAGCUCAACGUCAGCCCCCCUUUUGUAUACCUAAAUGAUUUGAAAGAAUGAGGUAAAUAUCUUUCAGAAUAAAAUUAAUCUAAACAGUCAAAUACUAUACAUUAGGACUGUGUAUCUUAUAUUAUCUCCGCAUUAUUUUGCAUGAGAAUCAAAGUCUUAAGUAUCGAAAUAUGCUAACAAAAUCGAAUUCCAAACAACGCCUUUACUUGAAGAGCCCAAUUCAAGAAUGAACCUGAUUGGGUCACUUCCAGUCACGGCAGCGUAAAUCAUCGUGUACCUAAACAACUCGGCAAAUAACGUAAGUCUGAUAACAGUUACGUUAUUCAAACUAUAUUGCUGUUGCUUAAAGCCAAACGCUACAACUACAGACCAGUAUGGUGUCGAAAGAAGAAACUGAUACAUUUUGCAUGUUCUUUUCGAGCUAUAUGGGCCCUUAUGAUCGCUGGUGGGACCCCCCCAUCCCUUUCUUUGAAGCAACGGGUUGACCGGACGGUCGAUUACUUCCAAUAAUCUGCUUUCGCAACGAGCAGUUUCAGUUAUCAAUCACGGGAAGCACUAUAUUGGCGGCCACGAAAUGCUGUGGACCUUUUUACACCAAAAAAAAAUUAAAUAACCUUUCGCUAAAACAAAAACACCAUUUAAUGGAUCAAAGUAUCAAGCUGACUGAAUUAAUUGAAACUGUCAAGUUUCAUAGAAAUCCUUCGCAAACUUUGAUAUUUCGGAAUUAUAUGAAAAGCCCCAUAUCGUGUGACUGCAGUAUUUAUAAAGGAACGAAUACCAGGGCAAUGCUAAUGCCCGACAGCAUAUCUUUCUAAUGUAAAUUUGGAGCCUUAUAUUUGUGGGAGAGUUUAAGGUUGAUUUUUGCAAGCGCUUGCAGAUUGACUAAAUUCAGAAUGAUAAAUUGAUCUUAACAAGUACCUUUAGCUUACCAUUUGGUGACACCGGUAAAGGGUCAUUUCAGAUCCUUGAAACUUGAAAAAAAGGAAAGAUUCGAACUAGGAUAGGAAUUUGAACCAUGUCCUCAAGACUUAGAUCACUCAAUGACUUUCUGAGUUGUUAAGUUGGUGUAUGGUGGGUGAAGAAAACUCCCUCAAACACUAUUGAGCUCACAUGCCAUUAGCGAUAUUAAUUGCAAAGAUGAUUUUGUUAAUGAGAGUGCGAAGCUAACUGCACGACGUUCGAUCGAUGAGAUUCCAGACAUUGACUCUGCUCCUUCUGUUUGGUCUACUUUAAUAACUGACGUUCCUGACCGUCAAGUUAGUACCCAUAAAGAAAUAACUAGGAAAAGGAUCACGAGGCAAGAGCUCCAUGGUUGAGUAAAAUCAGGACACCGGUCCGAAAUCCAUCAGAAAACCCCCCAAACAUCCCCGGAACACCCCCGGAACGCCCCAAGAACACCCCCGGAACACCCCUGAAACACCCCCGAAUCACCGGCAUAACAACCCUAUUAAGGUGACUCGACCCAGUUUUUUUUAGGGGGUACCAUCCUACUUUGAAGCUCUCUGGUAUCCCAACCUUUACUUUUAUCGUAAGUAUAACACAUAGAAUGGAUAGAGUGGUUUUCGUUUGAGUGUCGUAAAACCAAAACCAAAGUAAUUACUCUGGCCAAUCACAUAGGACACAGACAAUACAUUGAACCAAUCAAAACUCGAAGUAAUUACAUGUGGCUGACGCAAAACAAAACUAGCAGCGAACUACACGCUACACCAAUAAACCAUGAGCUCACAGAGACGUUUUCGUAUUGGUCAAUGGCUUCCUCCCGACAGGAGAAUCAUUGACCAAUGGGUUGCAGGUGUCAUCAAAGAGUGCCAAAGCGGUAAAUACAAAGAAAAGUUAGACAUGCUAAUGGCUCUUCAUCCACCAGCUCACGAUGAAGACAAAGCCCUUGCUGGACUUCCACUUGCAGAUACUAGAGCCAAAUAUACAGAUAAAGAUCUCUGUCUUCACAAACCAGUUGACGAUUUGAAGAAUGCCAUUCUCACCGACCCCGAGAUCAACAUGUUUUUCCAUCAGAUGUUCUGGCAACAGUAUCAUCUCCCUGGUGAUACGUCAGAAGGAACAAAAAUUCCGUCCUGGCAGUUGAUGAUAAUAAUAAUCGACUACAUCAUGACAAUAGCUCCUAAGUUCAACAAGACUGGAUUGGUUGGCUUCCCCAUCAAUGUCAUCUUGAACUGGCCCAUGGCUACCACCGCUGGAUUUGCUGCCUUCCUGAACGACAAGGUCAACAGGUUGUUCAAGAAUAUUCUCAAUUAUUGGGCGGAUUUUCUGUCCAGUCCAGAUUCCUGCUAUGUUUUGAGUGACGAUCCUCGACAUGGUUGGUUUGGUGAGGAUGCAAUGGAAGCAAUGCCAAACUUUGUUGAGGAGUUUAAAUGCGAUCCAGAUGCCCCUCAUUAUGGUUACAAGUCAUGGGAUGAUUUUUUCACCAGAGAGUUUCGCCCUGGAAUUCGCCCAGUAGAAUGUCCUGACGAUGAUUACAUUGUUGCCAACGCCUGUGAGUCGGCGCCUUACCAGAUAGCUACAUGCGUCAAAAAGAGGGACUACUUUUGGAUUAAGAGGCAACUGUACUCCUUAGACUUCAUGCUGAACAUGAAUCACCUGGCCUUGCAAUUUCAUGGCGGGACCGUCUACCAAGCGUUUCUCAGCGCCACCAGCUAUCACCGAUGGCACAGCCCAGUAUCGGGUACCAUCUUCAAGACAGAACUUGUUGAUGGCUCUUACUACUCGCAGACCUAUAACAUUAAGGACGACCCCGCAUCGCCCAACAUGUCUCAAGGAUACCUGGCCCAGGUAGCUGCCCGAGGGAUAAUCUACAUUUUGGCUGAUAAUCCUGAUAUUGGAUUGAUGUGUUUCGUAGCAAUCGGUAUGUCAGAAGUGUCUUCCAACGAUAUCACUGUUAAAGAGGGAGAAAAAGUCAAGAAAGGAGACCAGCUCGGUAUGUUCCACUUUGGUGGUUCCACCCACUGCCUGAUUUUCCGACCUGAAGUGAAAAUUGAGUUUGAUACUCGUGGUCAAACACCAGGUCUGGAUACCGACAAUAUUCCAGUAAGGGCCAAAAUUGCGACUGUUCAUCGCCAAACUGAGAAGAGCGGUGAAUCUGACUAAUCUGAAGAACAUUGAACUGAGAGUAUUCUGAAGAACAUUGAACUGUGAUUUCAUAUGCGUGUUGACAUUUGAGUUAUUUUUACUUAUGUUGAUCUUUAUCCCACUGGUCUUCUGGAAAAUUAAAGCGGCCACAUUAGACCUUAAAAAGCUGUUAAGGCAAUAAUUUUUUUUUCGCAUCAUUUAUCCAAUUUCUUUGGUAGUUUUAAACAUAAUCGGGGUUUUGAGUGCACGCAGUGCAGCCAACCGAGUAUUUUAAUCCUUCAGAUUUUGCCUGAAAAUUGACUACAAUUGUUUCACAGUGAAGGGUUAGAAAUGAGACAAUUGAGAAAUAAACUUAGUUCAUAAUCUGCAGCAUUGACAUAAACUCUUAGCUCACUACUUUGUUACAAGCAGGAGGAAAAACUCUAGCCCAACGGACUUUGGGUUUUCCCGGAAUUUUUCCGUUUAUAUUUGAGCAGUCUUUUAUGCAGAUUUAUAUUACUUUAGUUAUUUGCUUAUCUAUGUUGUCUAAAACAUCCUCUGUGUGAGUUGAAAAGAAGUAUGCACGCUUGUAGAAAUGCCCCCUAACUAUAAAGCCGAAACCGACAAUUGCAAAGUAUGAUCAUGCGUGAAGAGCAGGAUGAAGAGACUGAUAUAUUAAAGAUUUUAUGUUAAAACUUACAAUAUGCCGACUUUCCGGUUCAGUAAUUAAAAGUAAGCUUGCGUGUUAUGUGGAAAUAAAGACUUUUGUCUUUAAUAACUUAUUGGGCUGUCUGAUCCCGUGUACUCGAUUUAUUUGUGGAUGAUUUAAAAUUUUCGCAAAGAAAUCUCCAUUCAGUUUUGUGCAGU
Porites evermanni is the source of this 7354-nucleotide messenger RNA. Lineage: Eukaryota; Metazoa; Cnidaria; Anthozoa; Scleractinia; Poritidae. The record is from the annotation of a GenBank genome assembly.